AUGUCCCUAAGUGACGAAAAGGGUGCGCUAAAGGGUAAGAAAGUUGGUAAAGGGGUUAAACCCUUUGAGAUUCAGUUACAGGAGUGUAGAGAUGUCAUUAGGGAAUCUGUGAUGUUUAAAGAGGUUACUGGGAAGAUUAAAGAGUUCAAUGGUAUUGAUAGGGUGCGAUGCCUGGCAAUUGGUGAUUUCCAGGAAGAUUUCCCUGCUCGGUAUCAGCUUGCAUUUUUAUUGGAAUGUUUAAAUUGGCUACGUGAAGAAUUGGCCAGUGAUCUUCAAGUUUCUAUUUAUGACCCGGUGUUUUCCCCUGAGAAUUUAAAAUAUUUGGAGUCUUUAGGUCCAUGUUGGUCAAUUGAUUCGGAUCCGCCAGCGGAUUGGAAAGAUCAUACCAACACAACCCUUUUCUUUUUGCCGCAUGCCCCUCUAGAUCUCACAGAAACUGUAAUCGUUCAAGAACAUCCAAAACUUUGGUUGGCCAAUAAUCUGAUACAACAUACAGACAGGUAUACAAAAUCUCAGCUGUUCGAAAAAUAUCCGACGUUGAGUAAACUAGUACAUAUUCUAUCUGAAAACGAAUCUGCUGCACUAAUUGAAAAUAAAAAUAAGGAUAAUAAGAAUGAUGAUGAUGAAGGUUUUACCACCUUUACAUCCAAGAAGAAAAAGCGUUCCAGAAAUAAAAAUGUAUAUCGUGAACCAGUGAUAGAUUAUGAUUCUAUUGAUUCCUAUUUCAAAACUUGUAGACUGUUGACUACUUUCGACAAUGGUACACAGCUCAAGAAUAGUCCCUGGAAUCAUUCCUUUUCAGAUUUAGCAUUUCAUGUCAUCGAGUAA
Messenger RNA from Vanderwaltozyma polyspora DSM 70294, 828 nucleotides. It is a transcript of the gene BER1, whose product is annotated as Ber1p. Gene Ontology annotation, cellular component: nucleus; cytoplasm. The record is from RefSeq and is a predicted model, not a curated record. NCBI's taxonomy places the organism in Eukaryota, Fungi, Ascomycota, Saccharomycetes, Saccharomycetales, Saccharomycetaceae. Gene Ontology annotation, biological process: microtubule-based process. The coding region runs from base 1 to 828 and encodes 275 amino acids. The transcript has a single exon.